GGCAGAGCUGUGGGGACGCAGCCCCACGCCGCCUUUGGGGUCAUGGUGAAGGAGGAGUGCAAAGCGCUGCUGGAUGCGCUCAACAAGGUGACCGCCUGCUACCGGCACAUGGUGCUGACCAUCGGCGGCACCUCGGACUCCCAGAACCUGCGAGAGGAGCUCAAGAAAACCCGACAGAAGGCCCAGGAGCUGGCGGUGGCCAACAGGAACAAGCUCACCGCGGUCCUGAAGGACAAAACCGUGAGUAAGGAAGAUAAAGCCGAAUUCGAGAGGCUAUGGGUGAUUUUCUCCACGUGCCUAGAAAUCCUGGAGAUCGAUAUGAGGAGAGCUCUAGAGCUAGGUCACGAGUUCCCGCUAAACGUCCCCAAAAAGCACCUGAUUCAGACAGGCAUGAGCGGGGGAACCUCUGGCGUGGCGGCCAGGGCGAUGAGCGUCCAGAACAUGAAAUACGAAGCUGAGCACAAUAUAGACGUGGUGGAUUUGAAAGACCUCGAGAAUGAAAUCAACCAGGUAGGAGAGAUGAUGUACGAGAUGGAAAUGAAGGUCAAUGUCCCCCAGUGGACUGUAGAGGCUAAGCAAGACCCAGGAGCUGAACUAAAAUCCACCAUCAGUGUGGGCGCUUCUUCUAUUGGCAUGAUCUCUGUGGAGGAAAACAAAUCUUUCUGCGAUAUCAGCAAGGUUCUAGCUGGGAUUAUUUUCUCCGCUGUGCUCAUUAUCGCUAUUGUCCUGGCAGUCUGCGUGGUAAAACUCUCAUAGGUCGGUGCAGGCUCUGACAAGAGCGAAGCCUCUCCUGUCUCUUUGGAGUAUUUCACGUCUCACCUUUAAUUUCAAAAUGGGUUACUUGGAUGAGCCGAGAAUUUAAACCUAACACUUGAAACAAACAAACAAAAACUUUGCCUCUCAGUAUCCUAAAUUGCAUGGUUUUUCUUUUGAAGAAGAGAUGUGAAUCAGCCUGCAGAACAGGAUGUCUUCAUCUGCUGGACUCGUACGGGUUAACAGUGAACUACCAGGGUAUUAUCACUACUGGCUAUCACAGGGAUUUGACUGCUAUUAAUGGGUCACUAUUCUCAGAAGCCUGUGGGGUUUAUUCUCGAUUAGGCUCUGAUUGCUGCUGCUUACUGUUUACAGUAUUUGAGGUAACAGAUUUGGAGGCUAACACGGGUGUUCUGUCCAGAGAAGUGAGUGGAAGCA
This is a messenger RNA of Dryobates pubescens (Downy woodpecker), 1191 nucleotides long. RefSeq names its product regulator of G protein signaling 9 binding protein (gene RGS9BP). The record is from RefSeq and is a predicted model, not a curated record. NCBI's taxonomy places the organism in Eukaryota, Metazoa, Chordata, Aves, Piciformes, Picidae. Gene Ontology annotation, cellular component: neuron projection; photoreceptor outer segment. The transcript has a single exon. The coding region runs from base 43 to 756 and encodes 237 amino acids. Gene Ontology annotation, biological process: detection of light stimulus involved in visual perception; G protein-coupled receptor signaling pathway.